CUGGCGGACCGCGGCGACCCCGCCGCCGCCGCGGCGGCGGCUUCGCGCCUGGGCGACGAGGACGCGAAGGUACGCCAGGCAGCUGUCGCUGCGGUGGGAAAGCUCGCCGUGGGCUCGGACAAAGCCGCCGCCGCGCGGGUGGCCGCCCGCCUCCACGACAAGGACGAGGCCGUCCGGCGGGCCGCCGUGUUCGCGCUGGGCGAGUUGGCCGCGCAGGGCGACACGCAGGCCACCCAGGCGGCCGCCGCCGCGCUCCGGGCGCUGCUGCACGACGCGGAGCCGCACGUGCGGCUGCCGGCGGCGAUGGUGCUGAGGAGCCUCGCAGCCGAACGCCGAGCGGACGCCGCACCCCACGCAGAGGUCCGCAAGGCCGGACUGCCCUGCCCGGCCCCCUGA
Molecule: messenger RNA, 396 nt
Organism: Prorocentrum cordatum
Lineage: Eukaryota; Dinophyceae; Prorocentrales; Prorocentraceae
Source: the annotation of a GenBank genome assembly